AGCGUCGCGCGCUACAACAGUUCUGUUUCGUCCGCGUACCCGCACGACCGGUGUCCGAUCAUGUGCCAUCGAGAGCCCCGAACACGCGCAUCCACGUGCUCGCCGACCGCGUACCCGUCCUCGCCGAUCGCGUUCAAGUCCCAUUACUGAAUACUCGUUAUCCCUCAAUUUGCAUUUUUUACUCCUUUCCUACCGCGGCGGGGUUUACAUAUCUGACUGGACUGAGUUUAGCCCGAGCUCGCAUAUUAACGUUAUGACGGCCACGGCCGCGUUGGGUGUGUUGACGUUGGCCGCGCUUUUGGUCCGAGCGCAAACGUUGUCCAACGGGGUGGACGGCUACUACGCCACCAACAAUCGGUUCUCGAAACUCGACAAAUUCCUGCAGGACAGGAUGGGCCUGGGUGGCAACAGGUCGCAGUCACCGGUGCUGACCACGGACAGGGGCCUGCUGAUGCGGUCCACAACGGCGUCCACCGCGUUGCCCGAGGAUGACGACGAGGGUGGCGAAGACAACGACGACGAUGACGACGACGAAGAAGACGACGAGCUCAAGCACAAGGUGGUCCGAUUUAGACACUGGAAUCGGUCGGACGGAGACAACACCCUCUUCGAUAAGAACAUACAAAAACAUGAACCAGCAAGAACUAUGUCACCUAUAUCAGAAAACAAAUGGAGACUUCUCGGUUCCAGAAAAACAGUCGAAGAAACGUUCCGGAAUUCACAAAGGAUUAGUGUGCACCAAGGCGAAAACGACAACACCGAAGCCUACAAACAUCAAUUACGCAUCUCCAAAGAAGCUUCAUGCAAAGUGCCCCGACCUCGGGUAAUCAAAGCUAGUGACGUCUAUCCCAGUUCCAAUAAAAAAUAUAUACCAUCGUGCACGGUACUUCACGUGUGCGCUGAUGACACUGGAUGCUGCGGCAGUCCUUUGCUGAAAUGCGGGCCCAAGUCCACACAACCUCUGCAUUUGCCCUUUUUGGUUUUUACCGAACCCGGCUUGGGCGAUCUAAAAGGGAUCGAACAGCAAACUUAUCACAAGUCAUUGCUGUUUUACAAUCAUACUGAAUGCGAAUGCCAGUCAAAAGUGGAUGACAUGAUGCCCAGAGACGUUAUGACUUCUUCGGCGUUGGAGACCGGAAUCCUAGCGGCUCCGGUAUUUCACCGGAACGACAACAGCUGCAAAUGUCCUACAGAGUACACGGUGCGGUAUCUAGCCAACGGAUCGUGUUCAUGCGAUUGUUUCGACAAGCAACGCGAAUGUAUUCGGCAUAAGAAAGGCAACAUAUACUUCAACCAUCUAGACAGAUACUGUAUAACCUCAGGCCAAUGUUUGCUGCCAAUGUGCGAGUACGGAGUGUACUCGCACAGAACGGGGCGAUGUCCGAAAAAAUACGAAGCUCAGUACAUGUUGAAAAAGAAGUACUACUUCUAAAUUUCAUAUAAAUAUAUACAGUAUAUAUUAUAUUUAAGACUUGUAAUUUAAUUUAUAUACCUAAUAAUGUGUUCAGUUUUAUUUCCACAUUUUUGUUUAGCUCGUAACUAUUAUUUUUUUACUAAUACAUAUGUAGUAUAAGUAUUCUUAUAAUUUGAGGCGCACAGUGUUAGAAAAGCUUUACCCACGAAUAUAUUGUUUGAAGGAAAAUCCAAUUCAUUUUUAAUAAUCCAAUAAUUUGUUUAAUGACAAUUCCAAAAAAAAAUAGAGUUCAGCCAUUUAUUGGAUACGUUUUUUUAUGUUUAGUUUUGAAACAAUAUACUAUUCUAAAAUGUUUAAUGUAAUAAAACGAAAUUACAUUUUUUGCUGGUUAAGCUUGGUUAGCCCUAUGCGCAUAAUUUAUAUUUUAUACCUGUAUGUGAAAUCAAAAAAAAACCUAUCUACCUAUAUUAAAAAUGUUGAACCUCUAUUGCUGAAAGAGAGUCACCAUUGACUUAUAUUCACAUUUAAAUCGUUUGUACAUUUUACUGCUUUGUUUAUUUAAUUAUUAUUAUUACUAUAAUUUAUUCGACAAGUGUAAUAAUGUUUAUAAUAUUUAUUAUUUUGUAUGAUAAAAAUCAAUUAAUACCUAUUUAAUGUAAGACGUAAGUAUUAGCUAUGAUUUUAUAUUUAUUAUUUAUAAAAAUAAAAUUCAAUAUAAAGAAUUUCAUUUUCAAUUUAUAGUUAAUUUUAUUCUAUUUUUCUUCUACGCCAAGGGAGAGUUCAUCCACUGGUCAUCUAAAACUGCAAUUUACACGCUCUAAAUUCAAGCUUAAUUUGACAUCAUUUACUACCAAAAAAAAAAAAAUAUAUAUAUAUAUAUAUAUAUAUAUAUAAUUCUUCUGUUUUUAAAAACAUUUGAAGUAAUACAAGAUAUUUUUAUUUAUUGAUGUCCCCAUUACUCAACAUCAAAAUGUAUUCUGUCUGUGAGCAAAUAAAACAAACUUCCCAAACAAUUUUCAAUGUGAAAAUUCACUUAUUAUUAGACUACGACAUACCAAUCUGUGGGUCGCAAUAAUUAAUUUAAUUAUGUAUUAAAAUAGUGGACUAAUCACGAGCCACUAAAAUUUGAUGUUUAAGAAACAACUAUUUAAUGAUUUGUUAAGCAUUUAAAUAUAAGCUUAAACGUUUUUAU
Messenger RNA from Adelges cooleyi (spruce gall adelgid), 2606 nucleotides. RefSeq lists its product as uncharacterized. Gene Ontology annotation, biological process: hemocyte migration. Gene Ontology annotation, molecular function: growth factor activity. The transcript is spliced from 6 exons. Lineage: Eukaryota; Metazoa; Arthropoda; Insecta; Hemiptera; Adelgidae. Bases 254 to 1432 code for a protein of 392 amino acids. The record is from RefSeq and is a predicted model, not a curated record. Gene Ontology annotation, cellular component: membrane.